AUGGUUAACAUAAAUAAAGAAGGGUUAUUAUGUGAAUUUUUUGACGCGAAAAAAACUGCCAGACUUAAGAAGAAUAGAAAGAAGCGAGGACAUGUUUCGGCUGGUCACGGACGUAUUGGCAAGCAUCGAAAGCAUCCGGGAGGUCGUGGUCUCGCCGGUGGUCAACAUCAUCACCGAACAAACAUGGAUAAAUAUCAUCCAGGAUAUUUUGGAAAAGUGGGGAUGCGAUAUUUCCACAAAACUCAAAAUCAAUUCCAUAAACCGAUCGUCAAUCUAGAUAAACUAUGGACACUGGUCACCGAGCAAACACGCAAAGAAUACGCUGGCAAAAAAGAUGUUGCGCCGGUGAUUGAUACACUUCAGGCUGUAAGUUUCGUGUGA
This is a messenger RNA of Ambispora leptoticha, 381 nucleotides long. The record is from the annotation of a GenBank genome assembly. Lineage: Eukaryota; Fungi; Glomeromycota; Glomeromycetes; Archaeosporales; Ambisporaceae.